UAUAUUACAUUAACUUAUUAUCGUUUUAGUUGGAGAUAAGCCAGUUUUCCAGUGUGCACUAUGUCCAACCACAUGUGGACGCAAAACAGAUUUGAGAAUACAUGUUCAAAAAUUACAUACGUCGGACAAACCGCUCAAAUGCAAACGGUGCGGUAAAUCAUUUCCUGACAGGUAUAGCUAUAAGUUGCAUAGUAAAUCACACGAAGGUGAAAAAUGCUACAAAUGCGACCUGUGCCCAUACGCGUCGAUUUCGGCUCGUCACUUGGAGUCUCACAUCCUCAUCCACACAGACCAGAAACCCUACCAAUGUGACGCUUGUGAUCAAUCCUUCAGACAGAAGCAGUUGUUACGGCGCCAUCAGAACCUCUACCACAAUCCGGAAUAUGUUCCUCCAGCGCCUAGAGAGAAGACGCAUGAAUGUCCUGAGUGCAGUAGGGCGUUCAGACAUAAAGGCAACCUAAUCAGGCACAUGGCUCUACACGACCCCGACCCAGACAUCCAUCGCAAGCAGAUGGAGCUGAAACUGGGCAGGCAGAAGAAAAUUCAAAUGAUAGACGGUCAACAGGUAGAAGUCGUACCGGGAGGGGGACCGAUGUGCGCAAUGAACAGCGAAGGCGAAGAGGAAGAAGAGGAGGAUGAGAUCGACAUGAUGGCCGUGGAAGGGGCCGACGGGCAGCAGUACGUCGUGCUGGAGGUGAUACAGCUGGCGGAUGGCGAGGAAAGGACUAUGGUUGUCAGCGGCGGCGGGGCAGACGGUACCACCGCUGCUGCCGAGUUGCUUGGAGAAGGCGUAUUGGAUGAGACCGAUUUGAAUGAUGAAGACGUCCUGAAAGCAUUGGAAACAGCAAGAGUGGUAACAACGAAACAAGAAAUGGGAGAUGAAGAAAUGGCAGAAGAGAAAGUGUCUAAUGAUAUGAAGAACUGUUUUGGAUUUGAUGAGGAAGAGGAAGACGAUGACGAGAAUUUACACACCAAUAAAGAUUCCAUGACACUUCUACAUAACAUUGGCUGAAGUAUUUUGAUGAAUUUCUAGUUAUUGCAAUUGUAUUUUUUUUCAGUUAUAUUUGUGUAUAUAACUUUAUAGAUUUUGUAAAUCAUUAUUAAUCUUAAUAUUUAUUUAUAUUCCAAAACAUCACUUGGAAAUGUGCAUCCUUUAAUUCUUUUUUGUAAUUUAUGAUAAAGGCAUGGUUAAAAUAUUAGGGAAUUCAAGUUUUAAUCCUUGUUUAUUAAGAAAUUCUGACAUCUGGAAAAUACAUGUGAUAUUUUCAAAACACCUGUAAAAUAUCUUAAUUGUUGAAUUAUAUGAGUAUAUAUGUAAAACA
Acanthoscelides obtectus is the source of this 1322-nucleotide messenger RNA. NCBI's taxonomy places the organism in Eukaryota, Metazoa, Arthropoda, Insecta, Coleoptera, Chrysomelidae. The record is from the annotation of a GenBank genome assembly.